Trematomus bernacchii (emerald rockcod) is the source of this 1959-nucleotide messenger RNA. RefSeq names its product alkB homolog 2, alpha-ketoglutarate dependent dioxygenase (gene alkbh2). Bases 387 to 1133 code for a protein of 248 amino acids. The record is from RefSeq and is a predicted model, not a curated record. The transcript is spliced from 4 exons. Lineage: Eukaryota; Metazoa; Chordata; Actinopteri; Perciformes; Nototheniidae. Gene Ontology annotation, biological process: DNA repair.
AGCAGGGACUGUUGUGGGAGAAAAUAGUUCAUACGUCUGAUUGGCUGUGCGGAAUGCAAACAACGCCCCGUGAAUCUCUAGAAUCUUUUUGAAGGCCGCUAUUGUAUUUGCUCGCAUUAAGCUCAGCACAGCGCACCAACGAGUGGAUUACUUUUGUGAAAGCAGUUAUUAUGGCAACACUAAAUAAAUCAUCGGAGCGGUGGAGUGAUGAGGAUGUGUCGGCGCUUCUGGCGAUUUACUCGGAGGACGCGAAGCGCCGCAUUCAGAAGCUUCUACUGAAUGCAGUUUCCGUGGUUCAGCAAAGUUAGCAGACCUGGCAAAGUCAUGUCGGGACGAAGGUCCUUAACAAUCCUUAAACUGAGAACCCCAGACAACAGGUGACUGCAAUGGAAAAGUUUGUGAAAAAACGCUCCUUCAUUAGUGAAGCCAGAAGUCCACAGAAGAAGAUCAAACUGGAGAGUGAUGAGGGGAUGACGCAGGAUGAGGAAGAUGAGUUUUCUCAUCCUGUUCCCUGGCAGAAAAUAGAGGCAGAAGGACUAGACUGUGAUUAUGCUCUGCUGUUCUCCAAAGAAGAAGCAGACAACCUCUUUAAACAGCUGGAGGAGGAGGGGGUGUACUCAACAGGGGAAGAAGCUAAGGUCCAGGUGUUUGGAAAGGUGUACGAUAUACCAAGAAAACAGGCCACAUAUGGAGAUGCAGGUCUCACCUACACUUAUUCAAGAGUGACACGUUUAGCCAACUCUUGGACUCCAACCUUGGAAUAUAUACGGGAUGCUGUCACUAAAACAACUGGACAAGCGUUCAACUUCGUCUUGGUCAACAGGUACAAAGAUGGCCAGGAUCACAUGGGCGAGCAUCGUGAUGAUGAGAAGGAGCUGGACCCCCUCUGCCCCAUCGCCUCCGUCUCUCUGGGAGCGCCACGAGACUUUAUCUUCCGACACAGAGAUGCUCGGGGGAAACAGAGCCUCAGGCAGAUUGAACCCGUGAAGCUGGAGCUCGCUCACGGGAGCCUCCUCCUCAUGAACUCCCCGACCAACACUUUCUGGUACCACAGCCUGCCUGUCCGCAAGAAGAGUUCCCUGCCUCGCAUCAACCUCACAUUUAGACGCAUCGCACUUGACAGAAAGAAAUGACCAGUAGGGGGAUUAACAACCUGGCCAUUGGUCCAAGAACCUUCUGACUAAGGGACAAUUAAGGCUGAACGGACAAGUCACAUGCUGUUCUUGGCCACAUGGACAAAUAACACUAAGCUAAUAUGGGUUUUUAGCUGAAUCUGAGAGACUAUAAUGACCGCACAAGUGAGGACUGUUUACUUGGACUCUUAAGAAUCAGAAUAUUUUUUACAGUGAACUUAUUUAUGUUAAAAAUGACCCAAACGUCUGACUGACUUGAUUUCAAGCAAUCGUUUCAGUAAUUUUCAUCCAGUUGUAUGGUAAAGCAGCUGGCUAUGUCUCCAAAGAAAGAUAGAAACGUUGCCAGAGCGAUGGAACACUUUCCUUAUUACAAAUUAAAAAAAACGUAUUGAAAGGUGCGUUGUGUGCUGUUCCAAAGAAGAUGCCCACAGUAGUUUUUUUUAAUUAUGGUGGAUGUGUUGUCUGAGAAUGCUUUUGUUCGGACUCAGAUUUGGAUAAAAUGUUUUGAAAGUGCCUGCUGAUCCAUCCCUGGCAGAUGUUGGCAGUUAUCUGUAAAUGAUCAAUCAGAAGAUUAUUUUGUCAGUCAGCAUUUGGCACUGAAAAACACUUGAAAUUAUGCAUUGUAUUUAUUUUUGAGAAAUGUACAUUUCUACAGAGAAAAUAUUUAGUUUGAAACAUUUGGUAACACUUGAAAGUCUUAUAGUGUUUGGGUCAAGGACAGGUCAGUAAGUGUGUGCUGAUCUUCAGCAUCUCUGCUGGCACACAAUCUCUGACAAUGAUAUUAAUAAUUAUCUCUGAAUAUGUAAAAAAUAAAACUCUAAAUUGA